AUGCCACUUGCCAGUGUCGAUCAACACGGCUCACAAUAUUGUUUUGAGGACACUGGGCCUGCUCAGUCCUCCGACUAUACAACGCUCGUUUUGGUCCACGGCGCGUGCUUCCAAGCCGCAAUAUUCGAGCGAUUGUUUGUUCAUGCAGCCGCGCACAAUAUGCGCCUUGUGGCUGUGAACAUGCGGGACUAUCGCGGUUCCACACCUUACUCCGCAUCCGAGCUGGCUGACUUGAGCAGUGCAGAUGUGGCGAGACAGACCGCCGCAAUUCGCGCUCGCGGGCUCGAACUCUUGACAUUUAUUCUCUGGCUUAUUCGCACCGAGGGUAUUCCUCCUCUCUCUCCCGCCAGCUCGGGGAAUAGCAAAGGUGGUGGGGGAAUAGCGUUACUUGGCUGGUCCUGGGGAAACAAGAUCACACUGUCCUGCGUCGCACAGGCGAGUCACCUUUCGCCGGACGACGUCGAGACCCUAGGAAGGCAUAUGCGAACUUUGAUUCUCUUCGAUCCUAGCCCUCGUGCCUUCGGCGCUCCUGCUUCCUCCCUCGAGGAAUCUUAUAAUCCGUUGAACGACGCUUCUCUGUCGCCGGAGGCAAAACAGCGCGUCUUUCCUGACUGGGUUUCCGGAUACUAUUCCCACUCGUUGGACGGUUUCCCAUCUCUACAUCGAGAUGAGCUGCUCGCAGGAUUUGCGAGAGAUCCGAUCGCAAACCCCCCUCCCCAUCAGUCAGCAACCUUGCACCGCAUAUCCAGUGACGAAUUCGCUCGCAUCAUCAACGCCGACGUCGUUGCGCGGUCGCAUCUCUUCUACGAGCUAGUGGACGGCAAGGUAUACGCCGACAACACGCGCGUGGCCUUGCGUAGCACGUCCAUUUGGCCGAAUAUUCGUGUGGUACUGGUUUGGUGCGACAUGUCAGUCAGCGAGACGGUUUUGCCGGCUUGGGGCCUUCUGCGCCAGGUUCAGGAAGACUGGCCAACCAAUGGUCGGGCCAUUCACUCAGUUCGUCUGAAAGGUGCCAAUCACUUUCCACACUGGGAACGGCCGAAACGCACGAUGCAGCUAUUCGACGACUUGAUACGGUCGCAACGAAUCCCGGAAGAUGUGGAGAUGCAAGGCACGGAGCCAGUGUAUUCCAAACUGUGA
Messenger RNA from Rhodofomes roseus, 1140 nucleotides. Its product is annotated as Alpha/Beta hydrolase protein. Bases 1 to 1140 code for a protein of 379 amino acids. Lineage: Eukaryota; Fungi; Basidiomycota; Agaricomycetes; Polyporales; Fomitopsidaceae. The transcript has 4 exons. The record is from RefSeq and is a predicted model, not a curated record.